AUGGCUGAAAACGGUUACCACUUAUAUAUCUUUAUACUACUUAUUCAAGUGUCGCUUAACAGAGCCGUCACAGAUAGGAGGUUUUCGGACUUUAAACGAUGCGCCGACGAAGAAUGUAGCAUGCUUCUGUGUCGGGGGAAAGCGGCAAAGGAUUUCUCUGGACCAGACUGUCGAUUUUUAGACUUUAAAAAGGGAGAGACAAUAUAUGUGUACUAUAAACUCUCAGGACAUAGGUCAGAUGUGUGGGCAGGGAGUGUUGGAACCCGCUUUGGUUAUUUCCCAAAGGACUUACUAAUAAUUAAUCAUAUAUAUACAGAUAAAGAAUUAGAAGUUCCAGCAGAGGAAACAGACUUUGUUUGUUUUGAUACUGGUUUUGAUAAGUUCGACAGCUAUGAUAUUGAUGUGCUGUUGGGCAACUCAGAAGAAACAGAUGAUCAAACUAAAGCAGCUAGACGCGUUGCAGAAGAUUUGCAGACAGCUCCUGAAGAGUCUCCUGUGGAUAGUGAAGGAAAAGAAGGUGACAGCAAUGAGCCUCAGGGCAGAGAGACUGAGGCUCAUGAGGCUGUACAAGGAGGAGAUCCCAGCAAUUUAGAGCCCAGUGAACUCUCACAAGCUCCCCCCGAAACUGAGGCAAACACUGUGAAAACAGAGCCUGAGGAAUCUCAUAGUACAGGGAAUGCCACAGCAGAUGAUACAGAUUUAGAUUCGAAUCUCAGACAAACCAAAGAUGACCCCUCAGAGACACUAGACGAACCUUCACCCAAAGAUGCUGCUGAUUUACAGGGAGAUGAACAUGUCACUGAAAGCCAAGACAUGCCUGAGUUGCAAACCACACUAGGGACAACAUUUGAUGCUGUCACCUCAGACGACGAGGACACUUGGAGAGUGACUCCUUACUUUGACGAAGAGGAAGAAGAAGAAGAAGACAGAGGUGAUGCAUUACAGGAUCAAAAGAGUGAUCAAACUGAAGAUGAUCCAGUUAAACCCCCUCUUCUCUCUUUUGUAGAAGAGCCCUCUUAUUUUGAGGAAGACUUUCCAAAUCCAGCUGAGGCAGAGGAGGAACAGAUCCUGCCUGAAACACCAGCAGAAACACCAACUGAAACACCAACUGAAACACCAGCUGAAACACCAGCAGAAACACCAACUGAAACACCAGCUGAAGAAAAAGAAACAGUAAAGGAUAAGAGCAUGUGGUCAUCACUGGGGGACACAGUUUUCAAAAUAGUUAGUGGAGGAGAAAGAACUGAUCCAGUUGGAGACGAGGAGGAGGAGGAUGAUGAUGAUGAUGAUGAAGAGGAGGACACUGACUCAGUUAAAUCUGAGAAAACGAUUGAACAGCCGGAAGAGAUGUUGCCAUCAGACACGCAUAAAGAGCCAAAAGAGGACCAAUACUCAAAGGAACAAUUGGAAAUUGAGGAACCCACUGAAUCCAGUCUCAUUAUAGAGCCAGACGAUUUUUCUGAGAAGAGCUCUGCAACAUCACAGGUCAGUGAUGCUGAAGAAGAGAUUGAUCAAAAUGAUCAGCCUCAGCUUGUUCCUAGCGAUGAAGAUAACCAAGCAGAACAACACAUUGCAGACUCCACCCCCUCAGACUCACCUUCACAAAGUGAUCAUCUAGAACCUAAAUCAGAUGACAUGAAACCUGUGUUGUACGAACAAGUUAAGAGUUCUGCUGAUAGAGAUGAUCCUAAUAUAAGCAUGUCAGAAGGUGAAACAUCCCAGGAAUCUGACAGCAUAUCACAUGUCGAAGAAACAGAAAAUGAGGUGGAGUCAAUAUCUGAUAAGGAUUUAGUCAAACAGGGCAAUAAAGCAGAUAACACUAAUUUGUUUAAUGAUAUGUUGAACGAAAAAAUACACAGUCAUCGUAAGGACAAAGAAGAAGAAGAAGAAGAAGAAGAAGAGGAAGUCAGCCAUCAAGCAGAAGAAGAGAAUGAUGUAGAAGAGCUCCUUGAGGAUGAAAACGCUUUGCUGUCUACUAUGAAGACAGAACACCCUGAUGAAAUGGACAAGGUUAAUAAAACACCAGAGACUGAGGAGGUUGAAUCUGACCACAAAGUGGAUGGAGAUGAGGAUAUACCCAAACAAAGUGAUGAUGAUACAGAGAAAAGUGAAGAACCAUCCCACGAACAUUCACUAAAUGAGAAAGAAGAUAACAUUGCACCUGAGAAGUCAAAUGACACUGAGUCUAUGGAGUCAAAAGACUCUCACCAACACGAGGAACCUGAGUACAGCGAUAGUGUGCUAAGACUGACUAUCUUAAGGGACCACUUCAAGGAGGAGGAUAUGAAGCGUCUUCAGAAGCAUUUAGGCCUGAAAAACCUCUUUAGAGUUGAGGCCAUGUUCACUGACCUGGAACAGGAGCUGAGGUCUAUAAGGGAGUCUCAGACAGAUAACUAUGAAGAUGUAGAGAGGGCACUUGAGAGAGUCCUAGAAACCUCAGAAAACUCCAUUCUGGAUGAGGUUGAGAAAAUGCUAGAUGCCAGAGAACCGAAGCCCUCUGACCAUGCACAGGAUCCAGACACAGGCAUGUACGAUGAGGAGGCAGCCCUGUUAGAUGAUUUUCAGGAACUUGCAUUCCAUUUGCGGCAGAAGUACUCCAUGGCCAGUGAUAGCACGCCUUUGGCCGAAGAGAGUCAGAAUCAAACUGAAACUGAAAGUGCAGUUCAUCAUGAGGAUGUGGACGAGUCGGUCAGCAACCUUACAGUCACUGAAGAGGCAGAAGAACCUAAAGUCCUAGAGGAAGAGGAUGAUCCAAAAUCACAAGAUGUUACUCCUAAUGAUAAUUUGCCACAUAGCCAAGACAUAGGCAUUGAGGAUGGAGGUCACUUUAACAAAAAUAAAGAUAGCCAAGCAAACUUCAAAGACCCUGAAGAGGUACAAAGAGGACCUCAAGCUAUUUUGGACAGUCCACUGGAUAUGGGAUUUGGUUUUGAUGUGGAGCAUUCAUCUUCAGGUUCACUGGAAUCCCCAGGCGUUUCUGAUUUUAAUGAAGAUGGCGAAAACAGCGUCUUCUCUACGGCUGCACUUUUAGCCUAUGCAAGAGAUCUGCUUUCUCUGUCUCAGGAAUGCUUUGGAGUGUAUGCAGAAAUGGUAAUUGCAGCCCUACCUGAAGAAUGGCAGCCAGGGCCUACUUUCCAUGGACUUCCUUGGGAACCAGUGCUUGCUACGGCAGCAGUGGGAAUCGUCACUUUCCUGGUGUUCUUCUGGAGGACCGUGCUUGCGGUCAAAAGCAGAACAUAUCUGUUGACCGAGAAGCAGCUUGCAGAGAGGAUUGAGCGACUCAACGGUGAAAAAUCGGAUGCACUCCUCAAGAUAACAGAACUUAAUGCCAUGAUCAAAGAGCGUGAAAGCCAGCUGAAAGAAUCCGAACAAUCGCAAAGUUGCACUCAGCAAGAAAAGGAGAAGCUUCAGGAACAUUUGAAAAAACUGCAGAAAAAAACAGACACAAUGACUGAGACCAUUUCUGUCUUACAUGGAGAGAUCACGGACGAACAGAAAAAGAACAAAGAACUUAGUGACUUGAUUGGUUCUUUGCACAAAUCAGUUGAAAAGUUCCAGCUCGUCAUCAAGACUCAAAGUGAAGAGCGUGAAAAGGUUCAGGUCCUUUUGGAUGAGGCUAAGCUAAGAGAGGAUGCCCUGAGAGCUGAAGUCACCAGUUUUGUGAAGGAAAAUGGUUCUUUGAAGGAACAGAAGAAACACUUGCUUCGCGAUGCUAAGCAGUGGGAGGAGAAGCACAAGGACUUGAGCGAGAAGAUCAGAGUCUAUCAGAAAUCCCAGAAGGACCUGGAAGAUGCUCUCAAACAUAAGGAAACUGAAAUUGAUGUUUUGUCUGAUUGCAUUGCUGAGUUGGGGAACUUGGAUGCCUGCGACACUGAGGAGCUUCAUAAAGGCGACGCCAAGAUGGCAAACGGAGACACUAAUGUCAAUAAGAGUGAUGCCAUGAAAGCCCGACUCAAACAGAUGAUGGACGUCUCAAGGGUCAAGACCACCAUUUCUGUUGUUGAAGAGGAAAGGAACCGAUAUUUGGAGAAAUUGCUCGGCGAGGAAAAAGUUAGACAAGAACUUGAAGAACAAGUUAAGAAACUUGAGCAUGACAGGUCAGCUUUAGAAAAUGAGAAAUCUCACCUGGAAAACCAACACAAAACCCUUCAACAGAAACUGGAAAUCAUGACUGAGAUGUACAUGGAGAAAGAUAACGCCUUACAGCGGAAACUGACCCAGGAAGAGCUGGAGCGACGGGAGAAGGAGUCCCGACUCUCUGAGGUGGACGGCAAAGCCAUGAGGGCCGAAGAAGAGCUGAAGACCUACAAACAGAGGAUUCAGGAUCUGGAAGAUGUUCUGCAGAAAACCGAGCACUCCUACAAGACCCAGAUCUCAGCUCUUGAGAAGAAAGCCCAUGAGUCUUGGUUAAACGCCCGUGCGUCAGAAAGAGCUCUGGUGGAGGAGAAGAGGGAGAUGACUAACCUGCGUCAGAAACUGGUAGAGAUCAGUGACAAAAAGGCUGAGUUACAGCGUUGCCUGAUGAAGUCUGCUCCUAUUCAACCGGACCGCCACAUGCCCCCCAUGCGCAGAGGCGACUCAUAUGGGCCUUCUCCUGUAAGCGGGGGUGCCCCUUCACCCCCUUUAAUGAUAGAGGGUCCGGGGCGCCCCCCUUCUGCCCCUGUGGGCCGAAGGAACGAGCCCCUUGGACCAUGGCCUCCCUCUGACUCACAUGGACGCUUCUCUGACCUCGGACACCCACUUCCUGCCAGACCAGAUAUGUAUGCUCCUCGGACCUCCUCUCCUACCACAUCAGAAGGAUCGCAAACAACCCCAGUGGAUACAGUGACACAAACUUCAACACAGGCCUCCACAGAGUCGACAGAGGCACUCUCUAAAUCUCAGAGCCAAGGGUCAUUCCUUCCUUCACCAAUCAGAGACUCCCCGGGUCCAGGCCCAAAUGCCCUUCCAAAGGGACACGGGCCCCCACUCAUGGAUGGCCCCUACCCAGUUCCACCAAAUGGACCACCUCCUCCCAUGAUGCGACCACCCAAUGGACAGCCAAACAUGAUGCCCCCUGGACCUCCUCCUCCUGACCUGCGCUUUGGACCACCCAUGCAUGACCCACGCUUCAGACCACCUCCUCCCGUUGGCCCCUAUGGUCCUCCGUCCCGCCAUUUCGGACCUGUUCCUCCCCCGUUUGGCCGAGGCCCUUUGCCACCAAGGGACUACCCACCUGUGGGACCCCUUCCUCCCCAACCAUUUGGACAGAAUGGCCCCAACCCUGACUUUUAUGGGCCGAAGGACUACCCACCCCGACCUCUGCCACCCGGAGCUAUGCCACCACCCGGAGCUAUGCCACCACCCGGAGCUAUGCCACCACCCGGAGCUAUGCCACCACCUGGAGGUAUGCCUCCACCUGGAGCUAUGCCAAGACCUGGAGCCUUCCCACCUGUCAGAAAUAUGCCCCCACCUGGGUCUAUGCCACCCCCUCCGUUUGGUACCAAAGACAACCCUGGGCCUGCACCACCUCAAGACCCUGCUUCUGCACAUAAUCCCAGAGACGGUCCGCUAGCUGCCCCACUGGCCUCCUCCCAGACUACAGAUUGUUCUACAGAGCAAAGGGCAGGACCAGACACAGUCAGUCCUUAAAUGUCUGAACUCUGGGCUCUAACCCACCACCACCGCCACCACCACCACCGAGAUGGCAAAACCAUCAGCCACUGCUAGACUAAAUUCAUUUUGGUUUUUUUCUUUUCUUAUUUUUGGUCAGAAAUGUCAAUAAACAUUCAGUUCAGUGCAUUGAAAAAAAAUUGCUUCAGUAUUAAGGCAUCAAAAAAAAAAAAAAAAAGAAAAGUCACAUUUUGUUCACCAUCUUGCUCGUUCUGAACAGUAACUAUCAGAUAAGGAAAUUAAGGAGUUUUUUGCCACUUGCCUGCUGCGGCGCAUUGUGCAAUGUUUCUAUUUUAUGUGGGAGAAUUUCUUUUCCCCUCCAAUAGUGUUUUAAGAGGGAAAAAGCCUUUACAAAUUGUUUGAUUUAAGAAGGGGGGCAAAAAAAAAACAAAACAACAACUUUGGCUAUGAUUGAUGAUAACCCAGAGCUGUUGCCCCGUAAUAAACUGUAAAGGUAAGUUGUGAAUAAUUAUGAUUGUGAGAAAUAUAACUUAUUUUAAUACAUUCAUAGAAUCUUUACUAAUAUACUGCUGCAGGUAUGAUAUUCUUGAUAUGGAAAAACAGCAGGUAUAGGUACUUGAAGUCUUAGCCUUUACCCUUAAGUUAACUUCUUUAAAACCACAGCCUCGCUUCAUAUUCAAUAUUUUGUUCAAUAUUCUGUUCAAAUCUAAAACCACCUUGAGAGGAUUUUUAAUAUGUAAUAGUUUUGGCUUUGCCUAAAAUGAAGAAUGGUCAGCGUGUCUGUUUUUUAGUGCUCUUAUUGUAUUAUUUUUGUCAUAUCUUUUCCAUGGGGAAAGACACCCACAUGCUGUCAUAUUGACAGAAUGUUUGUAUGCUUCCUGUGUUUGCAUUAAAAUCAUAUGAAUUAAAUGACCACAAACAGUAACAGGCUUUGCUUCAUCGUAGAAUCUAGCUAAAUAAGUGAAGAUUAUUCUCUGACGCAUCUUUCUGUUGCACCUCAUCAAGGAAAUGCAGGUUUACAACACCUAGAUAUU
Chanos chanos (milkfish) is the source of this 6647-nucleotide messenger RNA. It is a transcript of the gene mia3, whose product is annotated as MIA SH3 domain ER export factor 3. NCBI's taxonomy places the organism in Eukaryota, Metazoa, Chordata, Actinopteri, Gonorynchiformes, Chanidae. The record is from RefSeq and is a predicted model, not a curated record. Gene Ontology annotation, molecular function: protein binding. The transcript has 28 exons. The coding region runs from base 1 to 5631 and encodes 1876 amino acids. Gene Ontology annotation, cellular component: endoplasmic reticulum membrane; endoplasmic reticulum exit site. Gene Ontology annotation, biological process: vesicle cargo loading; endoplasmic reticulum to Golgi vesicle-mediated transport; protein secretion.